This is a messenger RNA of Humulus lupulus (European hop), 2441 nucleotides long. RefSeq names its product WRKY transcription factor 72A-like. Gene Ontology annotation, molecular function: DNA-binding transcription factor activity; sequence-specific DNA binding. Gene Ontology annotation, biological process: regulation of DNA-templated transcription. The record is from RefSeq and is a predicted model, not a curated record. The transcript is spliced from 6 exons. The coding region runs from base 185 to 2245 and encodes 686 amino acids. Lineage: Eukaryota; Viridiplantae; Streptophyta; Magnoliopsida; Rosales; Cannabaceae.
AUUUAUAUAUAUUGUUUUCUCUCUGUAAGGUGGUUGGUUGAUUUAUUAUCCAUUGAUUGGGAAGGCUGUGAGUUUUUUCGUUGUGUUGAAAUGGGAUUGGUCAAAGAGUGUAUGCUGUGUCUAUAUAAGAAGGAAGAAAGAGAGAUGUAAGCUCAGACAAGGAAGAGAGAAAAGAUUUUCAAAAAUGGAACCUCUUAUUUCAGGAAAAUCAGCUGCUCAUGGAGCUUUUGUCGUCAAAGAAGAGAUCAAGAGAGUUGAAUCUGAUGGCGAUCAUGAUGAUCUUCAGUAUCAUUCUUCCAAGAUAGGAAAUGAAAGAGCAGUAUGGGGAGAGAAUGAUGACACAAAACGAUCUUCACCUAAACAAGAUCUUAGUUGUGAGAAGCAACAACAGAUACCGCGGACGACAACAGAUCACGUAGAAAGGUCCUCGACCUCGAUUGAACCAGACUCAAUGGCUGCUUCUGCUUCAAUAAUACCAAAUAAGGAACAGGAUGAUCAGCUUGAAUCUACCAGAGUUGAAUUGGGAGAAGUUAGAGAAGAAAAUCAAAGGCUGAAAAUAUAUUUGAGUCAAAUAAUGAAGGACUACCAAACUCUUCAAAUGCAAUUCAACAAGCUUGAUCAUUUUCAACAAGAAGCAGCUAAGAGAUCUACUCAUAAUAAUGAGAAUAAUUACCAAGAAAUCGAAGAAAGUGAUCUUAUCUCCCUUAGUCUUGGAAGUUUCUGUAAUCCCAAAAGUAAUAACUACAUCAAGGAGGAGAAAAAUAAAAAUAUUUCCGAAGUUGGUGACCAUGACCAUGAAGAAGGCCUUUCUCUGGGAUUGGAGUACAAUAAAUAUCAUGAUCAAGGAUCAAAGUCAGUUGGUACAGAAACUGAUCAAGGAGAACCCGUGGUGUCGAACCCUAGCGCCGGAAGCAGCUUUGAGGAGUCACUGAACAAGGAAGAAGCCGGCGAAACAUGGCCACCCAGCAAGGUUUUGAAAACGGCGAUGAAGAGAAGCGUUGAAGAUGAGGUUUCACAGCAAAAUCCUGUUAAGAAAGCUAGGGUUUGCGUAAGAAUUCGAUGUGAUACCCCUACGAUGAACGAUGGAUGUCAAUGGAGGAAGUAUGGUCAAAAGAUUGCGAAAGGCAACCCUUGCCCUAGAGCAUACUAUCGUUGCACAGUUGCGCCUUCAUGUCCAGUACGAAAACAGGUACAAAGAUGUGCGGAUGACAUGUCCAUCUUAAUCACCACCUACGAAGGAACUCACAACCACCCACUUCCGGUCUCCGCCACAGCAAUGGCUUCCACCACUUCUGCCGCAGCCUCAAUGCUGCUCGCCGGCUCAACAAGCUCCUCAAACCCGGGCGCCAGCGGUGGCCAACACCCUUCGGCGACCACUACAGCCGCCGAGCUCCACCGGUUCAGUACUUUGGACAGCUCAAAAUGGAACAACAAACAAACUACUUUCUACUUACCCAACUCCUCUACAACCUCCUACUCCUCUUACUCAUCUUCUCACCCAACUAUCACUCUUGACCUCACUUCCUCCAAUUCCUCUCCUCUUCUCAAUAAAUUUUCAACUACAACAACACCAUCACCAAACUAUCCUCAUCACCACCAUUCUGUGUACCCUUCAUCAUCAAGUCUCAGCUUUGGUACACCUUCUAAUAAUAAUAUCAAUUCGUCGGAUCAAUAUUCCAACUCUUCCAAUUUGUCAUGGAUUAACAACAAUGGCUUCCUUAGUUAUGGGACUUCUCAAGUACCUUACAACACGAGGAACCAAUUAGUUGGAACCCUAGCUCCUGGAAAACUCAACCUUAGUAAUAGUCAUAGUAGUACUACUAGUGCUACUCAUGUUCAAAACUACAUGCAGAAAAAUAGCCCAGCUACUACUACUACUUCAACGGAUCAUAGUAGUACUAUUGCUGCUGCAACCAAGGCCAUCACGGCGGACCCCGCUUUCCAAUCGGCUUUGGCUGCCGCGCUUACUUCGAUUAUCAGCGGUGCCGGCGGCGGUGGCGGAGAUAACAAUAACAAUAACAUUGAUUUGGCUCAGAAAUUCACGUGGGGUAGUGGCACUUCUAGUACUGAUCAACAUCAACAACAACAACAACUACAAAGUAGUACUAGUGUACCGAAAGGACUUAAUGCUGGAAACUCGAUGUUCUUAUCACCAAAUUCGCUGUCGUUUUCGGCAUCUAAGAGUACUACUACUGCUUCUGCAUCUCCGCAUAGUGAUCAUCACACCAGAGAGCAGACCAGUUAAUUCAUUAGAAUUACGUUUUUGUUAAGUUACAUAAUUGUUAAUUAUUUGUUAUAUAUAUUUUGCUGAGUCUUAUUUUUUAUAUAUUGGUUUCUUUUUCCAUUUUGUCUGUAUAUUAAGAAAUUUGUUCAUUCGACAGCUAGAAAAGAAUAACUAGCUAUAGAGGAAACAUAUUAUUUAACUAGUAUGACUUUUCCAA